GCGAUGGAAAAAGAAGUUGAAUAACUAAAGCGCCGCAAACAUUCCAAACAACACAAGAAUGUUGAAAUCCGUGGAUAAGUGUCCCGGUCUGUACUGCGGGCGCACGGUACUGGCCAACAGUUCGCUCAGUGAUUGCGGUGCCUGCCUGCGAGGAUUCCGGGUGAACGCACAGUACGUUUGUUCACCGUGUGAAAAAGACCUGACUUCGCACGAUUGGCUCUAUUUAGGAUUUAUGGCCAUCCUGCCAUUGAUUAUUCACUGGUUUUGUAUUGAUCUGAAUGCGAGAUCUUCAUCCUUCACCAAAGCGGAACUUAUACUACACGCUAGUGCCUGCAUAGAAGUGCUUCUUUCGGCGUUUCUCACUAUACUGUUCACCGAUCCCGUUUGGGAGCUGCGAAUCAACUCGUGCGGUGUGCAGAAACUUUCCGAUUGGUACACGCUGUUCCACAACCCGACGCCAAAUUAUGAGACCACCCUUUACUGCACGCAGGAGGCCGUGUAUCCGCUGCAAACGAUGAUAUUCGUUUUCUACCUGUUCUGCGUUACCUUCAUGAUGAUCAUUCGCCCCGGAUUGAACGUAAAGUUUCUCUCGAAGAGGGGCAAACUGGCCGUCUACUAUGCGCUCUACAUCUUCCCAAUCUUGGCGCUGCUCCAUGCCGUCGCGGGAGGACUCAUUUAUUAUUCGUUUCCAUACCUAAGUAUCGUGAUUUCGGUGGUAUCGAAUGCGCUACAUUUUUCGAUAAAAAUCAACCAAAACGUAAUGGUAUUGCUGGAGACGUCGCUGAUGCAGAUGAGAAACCUGACAAUUUUACUGGGCCAUUGGGUUCUGCUGGCAUACGGGAUCAUAUCGAUUCCGUACGAUAUCUCCUACUUUGCGCUGUUGUUCGUACCAGCACCGGCUCUGUUUUACAUUUUUACCGCAAGGUACACCGAUCCGGAAAACUUCAAGUAGAGACAUUCUCGGUCAGCACGUGAUAGGUUAGCAUUAGUAAACGAUAAUUUAUAAAAUAAAAGCACCUACUAUUACGGAUCUGUCAUCAA
Anopheles coustani is the source of this 1041-nucleotide messenger RNA. Its product is annotated as JNK1/MAPK8-associated membrane protein. The record is from RefSeq and is a predicted model, not a curated record. Gene Ontology annotation, biological process: response to unfolded protein. The transcript is spliced from 4 exons. The coding region runs from base 59 to 952 and encodes 297 amino acids. Gene Ontology annotation, cellular component: membrane. Lineage: Eukaryota; Metazoa; Arthropoda; Insecta; Diptera; Culicidae. Gene Ontology annotation, molecular function: ubiquitin protein ligase binding.